Microtus oregoni (creeping vole) is the source of this 4857-nucleotide messenger RNA. RefSeq names its product minichromosome maintenance 9 homologous recombination repair factor (gene Mcm9). Gene Ontology annotation, cellular component: nucleus; MCM complex. Lineage: Eukaryota; Metazoa; Chordata; Mammalia; Rodentia; Cricetidae. Gene Ontology annotation, biological process: double-strand break repair via homologous recombination. The coding region runs from base 225 to 3632 and encodes 1135 amino acids. The record is from RefSeq and is a predicted model, not a curated record. Gene Ontology annotation, molecular function: single-stranded DNA helicase activity; ATP binding; single-stranded DNA binding. The transcript has 13 exons.
GCCGGAAAGUUGAGGCGGUGCGCAGCUCGGGGUCGGCGGGAAGCACAGGCUCUGCAGAGGCCGGGCGAAGGCAGCCGGACGAAGCCUGCGCGCCCCCGCGGAAGGCGGCCCCUGGGGCGGCCGCGCGCACGUCCCGCCCCCUCCCACGCCGCGCGGGCCGGAGUGAGCACCCGCGGGAGCUGUGCGUCCCCGGCGACCAGACAGUGCGUGUCAGCCCAGUCAAGAUGAAUAGUGACCAGGUCACACUGGUGGGUCAAGUGUUUGAGUCCUAUGUUUCAGAGUACCAUAAGAAUGAUAUUCUUCUGAUCUUGAAGGAGAGAGAUGAAGAUGCUCACUACCCAGUUGUGGUGAAUGCCAUGACCCUUUUCGAGACUAACAUGGAAAUUGGCGAGUAUUUCACUGUGUUCCCCAAUGAAGUACUAACUAUUUUUGACAGUGCGCUUCGAAGGUCAGCCUUGACAAUUCUGCAGUCCCUUCCUGAGCCUGAGGGCUUUUCUAUGAAGCAGAAUCUUCACGCCAGGAUAUCAGGUCUGCCUGUUUGUCCUGAACUGGUAAGGGAACACAUCCCUAAAACCAAGGAUGUGGGACACUUUUUAUCUGUCACUGGGACAGUGAUUCGAACAAGCAUGGUGAAGGUCCUGGAAUAUGAGAGGGAUUACAUGUGUAACAAAUGCAAGCAUGUAUUUGCGGUCCAGGCUGACUUUGAGCAGUAUUAUACCUUCUGUCGGCCAUCUUCAUGCCCAAGCUUAGAGAGUUGUGAUUCCUCAAAAUUCACGUGCCUCUCAGACCUGUCUUCAUCUCCAGCCAGAUGUCGGGAUUACCAGGAGAUCAAAAUUCAGGAGCAGGUCCAAAGGCUAUCUGUUGGAAGUAUUCCUCGGUCUAUGAAGGUUAUCCUGGAAGAUGACUUAGUAGACAGUUGUAAAUCUGGGGAUGACCUCACUAUCUAUGGGAUUGUAAUGCAACGGUGGAAGCCUUUUCAGCGAGAUGUACGCUGUGAAGUGGAGAUUGUCUUGAAAUCCAACUAUGUCCAAGUGAAUAAUGAGCAGUCCUCAGGGAUGGUCAUGGAUGAGGAAGUUCGGAAAGAAUUUGAAGACUUUUGGGAACACUAUAAGUGUGAUCCCUUUGCAGGGAGGAAUGAAAUACUGGCCAGCCUGUGUCCUCAAGUGUUUGGAAUGUAUCUAGUAAAGCUGGCUGUGGCCAUGGUGCUGGCUGGUGGGAUUCAAAGAACUGAUGCUGCAGGAACAAGAGUCAGAGGUGAAUCUCAUCUUUUAUUGGUUGGGGAUCCUGGCACAGGUAAAUCGCAAUUCCUCAAAUAUGCAGCCAAGAUUACACCAAGGUCCGUACUGACUACAGGGAUUGGAUCUACCAGUGCAGGUCUCACAGUGACAGCUGUAAAAGACUCAGGAGAAUGGAAUUUGGAGGCUGGGGCCUUGGUGCUUGCAGAUGCUGGCCUUUGCUGUAUUGACGAAUUUAAUAGCCUCAAAGAGCAUGACAGAACCAGUAUCCAUGAAGCAAUGGAGCAGCAAACCAUAAGCGUCGCUAAGGCUGGCCUUGUUUGUAAGCUGAACACAAGGACCACCAUCCUGGCAGCAACUAACCCCAAAGGCCAGUAUGACCCCCAGGAGUCCGUGUCUGUGAACAUUGCUCUCAGUAGCCCACUCCUAAGUCGAUUUGACCUCGUCCUGGUUUUGCUCGACACCAGGAACGAAGACUGGGACCGCAUCAUUUCUUCCUUCAUCUUAGAAAAUAAAGGUUACCCCAGCAAGUCGGAGAAUCUGUGGAGCAUGGAGAAGAUGAAAGCCUACUUCUGCUUCAUUAGGAAUCUGCAGCCCACAUUGUCUGAUGUGAGCAAUCAAGUACUCCUUCGAUACUAUCAAAUGCAAAGGCAGAGUGAUUCCCGAAAUGCAGCCCGGACAACCAUCCGCCUAUUGGAAAGCUUGAUUCGAUUAGCAGAAGCUCAUGCUCGCCUGAUGUUCCGCAAUACCGUGACGCUGGAAGACGCUAUUACGGUGGUGUCGGUGAUGGAAUCCUCAAUGCAGGGAGGUGCUCUGCUGGGAGGUGUGAAUGUUCUUCACACUUCCUUCCCUAAAAGCCCACAGGCACAGUACCGGAGGCAGUGUGAACUCAUUCUGGAAAAGCUGGAACUGCAGAGUCUCUUGAGCGAAGAGCUUAGAAGACUUGAAAGAUUACAGAAUGACAGUGUGCACCAGCCCCAGCCACAGGUCGAGGCAGCUCCAGGUUCCUCAAGAAGUUAUCCAAGGGACAAGCCAUGGCUGGGGACUUCAGCACAGCAGGAACAGGGCUGUAGCUGGCCCACCUCCUCCUCUGCAGAGGGUGCCAUGGAAUGUCCUGAUGGAGACUCCGCACCUAGUCUGGAGUGUAAUGGACCAAUAAGUAGUAACCAUUCAGCACAGCACAAAGGUGGCGGAGGUGACAACUUAGACUGGCUUGACCUCAUGGCAUCUCCUGAGAUUGAACCGAAGAGCCGUGCUGUGUCUCCUGAACUGAAAACAACUGAGGAAAAUGUGGCUUUGAAAAUCCCCAAGAAGAGAUCUCAGGACAAGGAGAAGCCUGGGCCAGGGCACAGGAAGAAAUUAUUAGAAACUGGACAUCUGCCGUCAUCAGGAGCUGUGGAUGCUCCCUUAGGGCCGCACAGUAGCGAGAGUACAAAAGCGAGGAAGGCAGCGGUUGUAUGUGAAGGAGCAGGACAGGGUGAUGAACCAGAUUCUGGACUGACUCAUGUGCCCCACAGUCUCCCCAAACUGCGGAAAGAGGGGUCCCAGAGCUUGUGUAGAAGUACAACCCGGGUGCGAUCACUGCCACCCACAGUCCCAUUUCCCUCGUCUGAACCAGAGAAAACAACAGGAACACCCAAAAGAAAGAGACAGAAAUCUCCUGCUCGGCUGGGGGAGCCUGAACCUGAGAGUGUUGAGACUACACACAGUCCACUGGUGAAACUGGCCAAAUUCACUUUCAAGCAGAAGACAAAACUGAGCCACUCCUCUGAGGGCCUCAGCCCUGUGCCUCCCCAUUCCACUAAAAUAGCAGUCCACAGUUCUGAAGUUCCCCAACAAAGAACAAGAAAAGAAGCAGCUGUGCCUGUGGAAGGCCCAGGAAAGCUGACAUCUACCUCAGGAGACAGAUGCUCUGACCAGCUGCAGGGACGGACAAAGGAGCUCUCAAGGCAGUCACCAGAGAGAAAUCAACCAAGAGAGGAGUGGGAACAGGAGCCUGAAAGAAGAGUUGUUCAGCUCAAAGAUUUGGAGCUUGGGAAACAGGCUGGGCCUUCCCAUCUAGCUUGUGAGAGAGACAGAAAGGAAGGGGUUUCCUGCGGCAAUAAAAGCAGCAAGGUUCAUGCUGGCACAUUAGCCAGACUGGCAAAUUUCUCCUUUGCUUCCCCACCAGAAUCCAAAUCAGAAUCCCUCCCUCCUGAAAGGAAGGACCUCCGGGAGAGAAGCCACAGUCCUCCAGCAGCCCCAGCCCCAGUGCUUGGCCAGCGAAGACAGUCUUUUCAGCUGCAGCCAUCCACUGAGAGAGCGAAUUUUUCCACUCUCUCUCUCUUCACUCUCUCAGAACUAGAUGACGAAGCAUUAGAUUUUGACUGGGAUGAAGAGAUGAGAAAAAAGCCAUAAUUAUGAAAAGCAAUCUAGCCAGAAUUGUCUUCCCCAACUCAACCGAGUGCCUUCAAAGGGUAGUGCAGUAUUUAUAGGUGUACACACAGUGUAUAUUAAGUGCCAUGCAGAAGUCCAGCUCUCUUGUUGUGUUUAUAAUUUCAGGCUUAGCUUCAUGAUUUAAAAUGCUAAAUAAUUCAUUUCAGUUACUGUGAUACCAGCCCUUGGGAUGAAUGAGUUAAUGAUUCAUUUCACAAAAAGUUUUUCACAUGUCUUUGUUUAUGUUUAUUUGGUUGGUUUUUAUUGUUUGUUUUGGUUUGGGGUUUUCUUUUUUUUUUUUUUUAAUACAAAAGUUAUGUUCUAAGUUGUCUCUUUCACUGAUCCAGACCAAAUGGCAAGAGGGGAGCACCCAUAAAUCUAACAGGGCAGAUGAGUGUUUUCUGUUCUCUAUUUUGCUUUGUGUUUUCUACUCAGUCUCCGUGGAAUGUGGUGAGUGUUUAUUAACAUUUGGAAUGACUUGCCAAAAUCAUGUGUUUUUCUCAGACUUUUGUCUUGAUUCUCAUGCAUCAGAUCGAAUGUGACUGGUGCAUUUCUGUCCUUGAGAAAUGUGCUUUCAUCCCAUGGCAUCAUCAAGGCAAGUCACACAGUGGCUCUCUGAGACUGACCUUUUGGACUUUCUCUCUUUUCCCCUUGACCAGUACUCCCUGGUUUGAUUGUCUUUUGCUCUCAGGUGCCUACCUUCGAUACACCUUCAAUCAUGUGGUUAGAAAGGAGUGUGAACCAGAACUCCAGCUGUAAUGGGUCACACCACACCAGGGUUAAUAUGGAAAUGUUACCCUGCUAAGCUGCCAUUAGUAUCUUAAACUAAACCAAGCAAAUUUGGCUUAGGAUAUGACUCAGAAGUAGAAUGCUUUUCUAGUGUGUAUGAAGCCCCAUAUUAAAUUCCUGGCACUACAAAAAACUAAAUAUGUAAGCAAAAAUAAAAUAAAACAAAAGAAGUUUCUGUUUCUAGUGGGAAUAGAUGGCUCAAGUUCUGUUCUGUGUGUUUCCAAAACCCUUUCUUUGGAUUCUAGCAGGGGUUUGGAGGGUUCUGUCCUUACAGCUUACUUUGAAGUAUGUAUUUAUAACAGUGAUUGAUUCUUUUAGAGGGAUUUUGGGACAUGAAUUGGUGUGGGACAAUUGUCUGUAUUCUGUCAAUUAUAUUUUAAAUAAACGCUGAUUGGCCAGUAGUCAGGCAGGAAAUAUA